Messenger RNA from Culex pipiens pallens (northern house mosquito), 1599 nucleotides. Its product is annotated as aladin-like. Gene Ontology annotation, molecular function: protein binding. Gene Ontology annotation, cellular component: nuclear pore. Gene Ontology annotation, biological process: nucleocytoplasmic transport. Bases 79 to 1515 code for a protein of 478 amino acids. Lineage: Eukaryota; Metazoa; Arthropoda; Insecta; Diptera; Culicidae. The transcript is spliced from 2 exons. The record is from RefSeq and is a predicted model, not a curated record.
UUGUCAAACUGUCACAAGGAAAAGUGUUCAAAUUUGCGCGUUCGUGCCGGCAACUUGUGCUCUGAACCUCUGAAGACCAUGGCAGCCUUUCCGAAUUUGCCCCAAUCGGGAGAAAUAUCGAUUUGCGAGCGGAAUGGCCGAAUUUGCACCCUGCCAAUCACCGAGGUCGAUGCUUCCAGUGCGGGAAACGAACUCUCAACGUACCCGGAGAUAAACAUCGGCCGCGAGCUGUUCCAUCACCAUGCGUCGAUGCAGGUCCGUGAAGACCGUCGGACGCUGAUGGUGCCGGUGAAUGAAACGUUGGUGAAGCGCAUAACUCGGACAUUUUUCGAAGAAGGUCCCGUUGAGGCACUGCAGGAAGCGGCAUGCGAGGACAAUGGUCAAUACAACGCCAUCGUAGGGUCGCUGGCGCGUUACUUGUUGGUGCUUAUCGGUUGUGGAAAUCGUGUAAAGUAUUUCCUGAAGCCACAUCUCAAAGGACAGCAGGGCGUCGAUUCCAUCGGCAAGUAUACGCAAACUAAAGAAUGGCACAAGAGUUCGAUCCGUUACAUCCGUUGGCAUCCAAACUGUUUUAAGAUUGCGAUUGCCGCUUCGGACGAUAGUAUCAGGAUUUACAGCGAUGAACCUACCAUUGUGCCGAUAUUGAAGAGUGGCCUUCAAAAAUCCAUCAGCUCCAUGGCGUGGCGAAAUCUCACCUCGGGAGAGUUGGCCGUUGGAUGCCAGAAUGGUGCGCUCAUCUGGAGUGUUGAUCCAAACAGCUUGAUAACGCGGCCACUUUCACAAGCGGUGCAGCUAAAGCACGGCAAUCACUUUCCGGUCACGUCUGUCGAGUGGAGUCCCAACGGGUGUUUGUUGGCGACGGCCAGCAUCAACGAUUCGGACGUUCUCAUCUGGGACGUUGACCAAAGCAAGCAGGUUCCCUUGCGCCGAGUUGGGCCACCGUGUGCACUUUUGAAAUGGUCCCCGACCGGAUCCAAACUUUGCUCGACAACGGUGGGCGGCGUUUUCCGGGUUUGGCAGACUAACAAAUGGUCACCCGACCGUUGGACCGUUAAUCAAGGCACGAUUCAAUCGGUAGUGUGGUCCCGUUCCGACUCCCAUCUUCUGUUUGUUACGUCGGAGGACUCGUUCCUGUACUGUUUGGGAUUCGUGGAGGAUGAAGUUUUCACCUCGACGCUGGUGCCAAAGUCCGCAAUUCCGAUUGCCGACCUGUCCAAGAUCGCCAUUGGCCAAGCUGAAGUGGGUGGCCGUCCGCAGGCCCUGGCGUGGUGUCCUCAAAGCGAAUAUCUUGCCGUCACCUUCAAGGACACGUCUGCUAUCGCGAUCUUCAAUACCGUAAUCAACCGCAGCCAGAUUAGCAUUACACCUUCUUGCUUUCUCACCGGGAUUGGGAUCGAAAGUGCCUCGUGUAUCUGCUUCCAGGAACAUCAAGGUCGUAGAUCUAGCGAAAAAUUAAAAACCGUGCUGACAAUUGGCUGGUCAAGCGGUCGGGUUCAAUAUUUCCCCUUUAUCUGAAGGAUUUAUUUUCUAUUGAUUGUAAAAAAAAACGUUUUCUUUGACUUGUUCUUCAUUUUGCAUUUAAUAAACAGAUUUAAAAUA